Molecule: messenger RNA, 1869 nt
Organism: Prorocentrum cordatum
Lineage: Eukaryota; Dinophyceae; Prorocentrales; Prorocentraceae
Source: the annotation of a GenBank genome assembly
GCCGCCGCGAAGGCGCCCGCGGAGCUGCUCGGCCUGCUGCGGGCGGCGCGCCGCGAGGCUGACUCGCUGCAGGCGCUGCUGGCGGAGGUGCCUUCCGAGCAGCACAGGUCACACCCGCUAUGGCACGCCAGCGUCCUGGCGCGGCGCGCGUAUUUCACCAGUGCGUACGCGGCGCAGGUGGACCCUGGCGGAGCGAAGGAGGCGGGCGCCAACCACGCGUGGGACGCGGAGACGGUGGCGAGGCAGCGCUUGCAUUGCGAGGGCUGGGUCCGGGACAGGACCGACACACACCGGUGCGCAGGUAUACCGGCCCUUGCGCCUGCGUUCGCUGGCGCGGCCGAUAGGAAGUUUGCGGCGGCUCCGCAGAGGGGGGAGACCCGGCAGGUGCUCAUGGGCGGCAGUCGUCAUGAACGGAAGUCCCGCAAGGCAGAGGCCAUGCAAGCUUUCACACAGAAAGCGAUGGAGACCAUCCUGGCACAGCUCCCUGCCGCACUCAGCGCGGCCACGGUCCCACUCAUGGAGAAGUAUGAGGAGCGCUUCAACCAGCAGCUACGACGCGUCGACGGUGAGGUCCAUGCACAGCGUGCUCGAUCGGACCUGCUCGACAGCACCGUGGCGGGCCUCGCCCACCGGCUAUCGCAUCUGGAAAAAGAGCUCGGCCUGGCAAAGGCGAAGCCGCGUCCUCCUGUUGUACCGAACCCAGAGUGGGACAGGGAAGUGGACCUCACCAUCCUCACGGUGCGGGCAUCCUCUGCUGUGGCUAAGAAUGCUGUGGCGGCGGCCCUGGCUCCGUGGCUCACCGAAGCAAACGUCCCUCUCGGGGACGGUGUGGAACUGCAUGGAGAUGACGUCGCCAAAUCUUUUACUCUUGCAUUUCAAGGCCCCAUGGAAGCAACCCGUACCUCGAGAAGGAGUCAGGCCCAGCAGCAGCUCCGACUGCCAAAUGGGUCGUGGCGUGCGUUCCAUGUUGACGUGGGCACUGAGUCGGUGCCGAUCCAUAUCUCCGCGGACAAGAACAAAAAGAUGGUCGCCACAGAGAUUGCCUGCAAGAAGCUGCAACGGGGUCUCACCGACCGUGGCAUCCGUACAUUCCUCGACAAGGACAAUGGUCAACUUCUGGCCAAGUGGGAGCCCUUGGUGCGGGUGCUCCCUUUACCUGCAAGCAGAACGCCGAAGGUGGAAUGGAAUCUCCCUGCACUGGCCGACUCUGGCUUGUCCAGGGAUGAGGCCAAUGAGCUUGCUCGCCAGCUCAGCUACCUGAGCAAGCUGAUGGGGGCUGGCAAAGUAGUGGCGUUACAGGAGAUCCACGGUGGUGAAUGUGCCAUGGAAGAAGCUCUUCAGAGGAUUCACUGUACGACGCACUCGUGCUUCGUUUCUGAGUCGGUGACGCCUCGGGCUGGAGGUGUCGCCACCCUCGUCCCAAAGCACCCAAGCGUUCGAGCCGUGGGGAAGAGCUUCGUCGCUGGUCGGGUGCUGCUAGUUACUAUACAUAACUCAGAGGUCGACUUCACCAUCUACCACUGGAACGUGCACAAUUUUGCCAUUAACGCCGACGGCUUGAAGGAGAUUCAGGCAUGUGUUCAAUCGCAACUUCGGCGAGUGCGGGAUGAUCCAAUGAAGUUCACUGUGAUCCUCACGGGCGACUUCAACAUUCCUGCGACGCCUAUCGAACACCAUCGAUUCAGCCCUGCAAAGUCACAACCCCACGGCCACAUGCUCUCCGCGUUCGGCAUCGUCGGGGACAACAGUGGCCACCUGUACUUCACCUUCUGGGCCAUGUUCUCCGAGUCAGACUCCUUCCUCGGCUACUGCGUCGACGGAAGGCUCGCAGAGGGGGCAGCCCGCCUCAGCACCGUCGCACGCCGGUGA